GCGGCGUCCCUGUCAUGGCGGCCUCCACGCUGCUGUCGGCGUGGGGCCCUCUACGGCCCGGCGUCCCCGGCCUGUGCCGCUGCCGGCAGCCCAGGGGCCUGUGGGCGAACGCAUGGCGGCUUCCGGAGCCCGCGGGGUCCGGGCGGAGCGUGGCCGCGGUCAGCGGACCUGGCACCUCGGGCACUGACCGCUACUGCUUGGAGCUGCUGCGGAAACGAGAUUAUGAAGGCUAUUUAUGCUCCCUGCUACUCCCUGCAGAAUCCAGAAGCUCUGCUUGUGCACUGAGAGCUUUCAAUGUGGAACUGGCUCAGGUUAAGGACUCUGUCUCUGAGAAAACAAUUGGACUGAUGAGAAUGCAGUUUUGGAAAAAAACUGUGGAUGAUAUAUACUGUGACAGUCCACCACAUCAGCCUGUGGCCAUUGAACUAUGGAAGGCUGUCAAAAGACAUAAUCUGACUAAAAGAUGGCUUAUGAAAAUCAUUGAUGAAAGAGAAAAAAAUUUGGAUGACAAAGCAUAUCGUAACAUCCAGGAACUGGAAAAUUAUGCUGAAAACACACAGAGCGUUCUUCUUUAUCUAACACUAGAAAUAUUGGGUAUAAAGGAUCUUCAUGCAGAUCAUGCCGCAAGUCACAUUGGAAAAGCACAAGGCAUUGUAACUUGCUUGAGAGCAACGCCGUAUCAUGGUAGUAGAAGAAGAGUAUUCCUUCCCAUGGAUAUUUGUAUGCUGCAUGGUGUUUCACAAGAGGAUUUUCUACGGAAGAGCCAAGAUAAAAAUGUGAGAGAUGUGGUAUAUGACAUGGCCAGCCAGGCACACUUGCACCUAAAGCAUGCUAGGUCCUUCCACAAAAGUGUUCCUGUGAAAGCAUUUCCUGCUUUCCUUCAGACGGUUGCUCUGGAGGACUAUUUAAAGAAAAUUCAACAAGUGGAUUUUGAUGUAUUCCACCCAUCUUUACAGCAGAAGAAUACUUUACUUCCAUUAUCUUUGUAUAUUCAGUCAUGGAGAAAAAGCUAUUAAAAUAAUUUCGUGGCACUGAUAUUUACUUUUAUUAGUUUUACAAAAGUGUACUAGUUUACAAACAACAGGCACUGUUUACUGUUUAAGGAGAAAAUUCACUUAUUGGAUGAGUGUGUAGGUCACGGAAUUAAUGAGAAGUUGCUGUGGGGCCGUGAUGCCCAGAUUCUGCUGCAGGCACCGCCCUUGUCACCAGCAGCCCAGUGUCUGCUGUGCCAUCCCUGCAGAGUCCGAGCCCCAGGAGGGAGUAUCGUUUUAGCUGUGUUUAGGCUGCAGGCCAUGCUUCAGCCAGCAGAGGGCAGGGGGAAGCACGUCUCCUCCCGUCCUCACCCUUAGAGAAGAAUGGGGAAGGGGCUCAAGAAGUACUGGGUUUGCAUGCUGAGCAGCCAAAACCCAGGCGUCCAGGACAGCUGGGAAAUGCAUUUAUUUAGGGAUCAUGAAGAGUGAAGUUAAUAUUUGAGGAGUGUCAGUCGCUGUGUUGAGGGCCUUGUAUCUCUAACAUUUAAUCUUUACCACCCUGUGAAAAUUUGUCCAUGAUGAUAAAAUAACUUCUUUCAAGAGCUCGAACCCUAAUUUGACUUUAGAUCUGGCCGAUUUGAAGGCUUUUACUUUUUUGUUUACCCUUUUGCUUCACUCUCUAUUACUGAGCAUUAUCAUCAUGAACAAAACUGUAUUAACAAAAUGUGUAUUAAUGUAGGGCUUCCCUGGUGGCGCAGUGGUUGGGAGUCCGCCUGCCGAUGCAGGGGACGCGGGUUUGUGCCCCGGUCCGGGAAGAUCCCACGUGUCGCGGAGCGUCUGGGCCCGUGAGCCAUGGCCGCUGAGCCUGCGCGUCCGGAGCCUGUGCUCCGCAACGGGAGAGGCCACAACAGUGAGAGGCCCGCGUACCACAGACACACACAAAAGUGUAUUAAUGUAAAUUAAAUUAACAAAAUUGUAUUGAAUAUUCAUUAAGGGGAUACUACAUUUUUUAAAACUACUAUACUAGUUGAGCUUCCCACUAAAAAGCUCUGUGCUGUAUACUUUACAGUGUUCUCAUCUGAUCUUCAAAACUGUGAAACAAGGAACAUUUUUGGUAAUUAAAAAUUUUUAAUUAUAACAUACAUACUAAUUGCAAAAACCAAAAUUGUUUACAUUGCUGGUAGUUGGCAGAUCUGGACUCUGAAUGAGUCUCUGACUCCUAAAACCAGAAUUAUGCCCUAGUUUCCUUUUCCUUUCUUUUUAGUGGUCAUGUUUCCUGCCCACUCCCACCUCCGCUGUACCAUUUCUCUAUGCCAUCUCAAGCCUUUGGUUUCAGCUAUGAAUUAGUGCCUACUUCAAUUGUGAAUUAAUGAUGGCUUAAAGUAUUACACUUUUGUAAAUAAAAUUCAAAUGGAGAACUGC
Molecule: messenger RNA, 2393 nt
Organism: Lagenorhynchus albirostris (white-beaked dolphin)
Lineage: Eukaryota; Metazoa; Chordata; Mammalia; Artiodactyla; Delphinidae
Gene: NDUFAF6
Product: NADH:ubiquinone oxidoreductase complex assembly factor 6
Exons: 9
Coding region: 15-1016 (333 amino acids)
Biological process (GO): biosynthetic process; mitochondrial respiratory chain complex I assembly
Cellular component (GO): mitochondrion
Source: RefSeq, a predicted model, not a curated record